UAAGAUUUUCACAAUUUAAUAAUAAAAAAAAAAAAAACUAAAGUUUUCUUUCACGCACAAAGAUAAUUAAAAGAAAGUCUGAAAAUGUCUUAUCAUAAACCCGAAGCUAAAACUAUUCAGGAGUUAAAGGAUAUCGCUCAACUUUUGCGUAUACAUUCGAUAACCUCUACGCAAGCCUCGAAAUCUGGUCAUCCCACAUCAUGUGCGUCCAUUGCAGAGGUGAUGUCUGUAUUGUUCUUCAACACGAUGCGGUUGAAUGUGCAAUCUCCACGUGAUCCAUCGAAUGACCGAUUUGUGCUAUCGAAAGGUCAUGCUGCUCCCAUUUUGUAUGCCGCCUGGGCCGAAGCUGGUCUAUUUCCGGUGGAAGAUUUACAAAAUUUACGUAAACUUGACAGCGAUUUGGAAGGUCAUCCCACACCACGUUUAAAUUUCAUUGAUGUCGGUACUGGUUCUUUGGGUCAAGGCGUGGCAGUAGCUGCUGGUAUGGCAUACGUGGGCAAGAAUUUCGAUAAAUCCGAUUAUAGAACUUAUGUCCUGGUUGGCGAUGGCGAGUCAGCUGAAGGUUCAGUUUGGGAAUCCUUGCAUUUUGCCAGCCAUUACAAGUUAGAUAAUUUAUGUGUUAUUUUCGAUGUUAAUCGUUUGGGUCAAUCGGAACCAACUUCAUUGCAACAUCAAAUGGACGUUUAUCGUCAGCGUUUAGAAGCAUUUGGUUUUAAUGCCAUUGUUGUUGAUGGCCAUGAUGUCGAAGAGCUAUGUAAAGCAUUCUACGAAGCGGCAAACACUAAAAUCAAGCCUACUGCUAUCAUUGCCAAAACCUUUAAAGGUAAAUAUUUUCCAAACAUCGAGGAUAUGGAGAAUUGGCAUGGUAAACCGUUGGGUGACAAGGCGGAAAGCGUGAUUAAACAUUUGCAAGGUCUGAUUGUAAACGUUGAUGGCCAUAAUUUGUCAAUAAAAAGUCCCGUAAAUACUCAGGCGGUACCAAAGAUCAAUAUCACUAAUGUUAAGUUAUCUACGCCGCCAUCUUAUAAGUUAGGUGAUCAAGUAGCAACACGUUUGGCCUAUGGUACGGCCUUGGUAAAAAUAGCCGAAAAUAAUAAUCGAGUUAUUGCCUUAGACGGGGACACGAAAAACUCUACAUUCUCUGAAAAGUUGAAGAAAGCUUUCCCUGAUCGUUAUAUUGAAUGUUUUAUAGCCGAACAAAAUCUGGUUGGCGUUGCGAUUGGUGCGACAUGUCGUGAUCGCACCAUAGCUUUCGCCUCCACAUUUGCGACAUUCUUUACGCGUGCCUUCGAUCAAAUACGAAUGGGAGCCAUUUCACAAACAAAUGUCAAUUUCGUUGGCUCGCAUUGUGGCGUAAGCAUUGGCGAAGAUGGCCCAUCUCAAAUGGGUCUAGAGGAUAUAGCAAUGUUUCGGACCAUACCUCGUAGUACUGUUUUCUAUCCAUCUGAUGCUGUAAGUUGUGAACGAGCCGUUGAAUUGGCUGCCAACGCUAUCGGCAUUUGUUUUAUACGCACAUCACGACCCAAUACGGCCGUUAUAUACGAUAACAAUGAAACUUUCGAGAUCGGAAAAGCUCAUAUUGUAAAACAGUCUUCAAAGGAUCAAGUUUUACUGAUUGGUGCCGGUGUCACUUUAUACGAAUGCCUAAAGGCAGCUACAGAACUAGAAAAGGAGGGCAUUCACGCCCGUGUACUUGAUCCUUUCACUGUCAAACCAAUAGAUCGUGAUCUAAUUUUGAAAAGCGGUCAGACAUGUGGUGGCCGCAUCGUUGUUGUAGAAGAUCAUUAUCAGCAAGGUGGCCUCGGCGAAGCUGUACUUAGUGCUUUGGCCGAUAAACGUGACUUUGUUGUUAAACACCUGUAUGUACCCACCGUACCACGCUCAGGACCACCCACCGUUCUUUUGGAUUAUUUUCGCAUCUCCGCCCGGCACAUUGUCAAGGCCGCACAAGACAUCCUUAAGCUUUAAUUUACUCUUUUCCUAUCAUUUACUAAUUUGUUGAAACGUUUGUAACUUUUUUAAGUGAAAAUACGACUACAACUACAGUA
Molecule: messenger RNA, 2048 nt
Organism: Glossina fuscipes
Lineage: Eukaryota; Metazoa; Arthropoda; Insecta; Diptera; Glossinidae
Product: transketolase-like protein 2
Exons: 4
Coding region: 85-1968 (627 amino acids)
Molecular function (GO): transketolase activity; thiamine pyrophosphate binding
Source: RefSeq, a predicted model, not a curated record